Microstroma glucosiphilum is the source of this 711-nucleotide messenger RNA. RefSeq names its product P-loop containing nucleoside triphosphate hydrolase protein. Gene Ontology annotation, cellular component: cytoplasm. Bases 1 to 711 code for a protein of 236 amino acids. The transcript has 3 exons. NCBI's taxonomy places the organism in Eukaryota, Fungi, Basidiomycota, Exobasidiomycetes, Microstromatales, Microstromataceae. The record is from RefSeq and is a predicted model, not a curated record.
AUGGAUGCAGCGGUAGACGCUUUGGCAGAUGGUCUCAUACAGACACUGGCCAGCUUAAACCCAGACGAACGGUACCUCGUAGGCAUCUCUGGCAUCCCGGGCUCAGGCAAGUCUACACUGGCCACCCAUGUCUGCCAGACAGUCAACGCCAAACUAGACGGAGGCGGCAAUGGCAGCUCUACGUCGCCUAUAGCCGCCAUCGUCGGCAUGGACGGCUGGCACUACACGCGUGCCCGUCUAGCCACCUUUCCCAAUCCGACCGAAGCCAAGGACCGAAGGGGCGCUGCCUUCACAUUUGAUGCUGCCUCCUUCUCUGACUUUGUCACUCUGCUCAAGACCCGGCCUCAAGAGGUGGUCAAGGCUCCUUCCUUUGACCAUUCCUUGAAGGACCCCGUCGAGGAGGACGUAGAGGUGCGUCCGGCGCACAGGAUCGUCAUCAUCGAGGGUUUGUAUUGCAACUGCGACGAUGGAGAGUGGGGAAGGGGAGCAAAGCUGCUCGACGAGAGGUGGGUGGUAGAGGUGCAGAGGGAAGUCGCGAGACAGAGGUUGAGGGUCAGACACGUCGAGACGGGCGUGGCCAAGGAUGAGGAGGAGGCGCUCUGGAGAGCGGACAACAACGACCUGCCGAAUGGAGACUACCUCCUGUCUCACCUCCUCGAGCCAGUGAAGCGCAUCAAGUCGCGCGAGGAAGAAGCGUGGGCGACGUCAUAG